UGUAGAACGAUACACAUCUCAACAUGGCUACCACAGCUUUGUACAUUCUACUGGCUGCGACCGCAGUGGCGGCGGUGCAGGUGGCCUUCGUGCCUCCGGCGGCCACCAGCUACAUCUACAGGAGCGACAACAACGGCCCGGCGAGCUACAUCCAGCUGGGAGCACCUGCACCUAUCCACCAUGCGCCUCACAACGCUUUCGCGCCGCCCCUGCCCAUCAUUCAACCUAAAUUCGGAGCUAUUGAAGCCCUCGACCUCGCUCCCGUACCCCUGCCUUAUGUGGCUGCUAAGCCCAUCGUUGUUGAAGAUGCUGAAGAUGAUGAUGAUGACGAUGAUGACGACGACAGUGAAAGUUCAGAAGAAUACAGUGGACACGAUCAUGGACAUGCUUUCGCAAAAGGUGGUGGCAGCAAUUAUGGUGAAAAGCACCACUCGGCUCAUGGGGAAAAGGGAAGUAAGGGCUACCACACAGAGGAUCAUCAUGCUAAGGGUGAAGCUGGACAAUAUGGUAAGAAACACGACGAAGGCUAUUACAAAGAAGCUGAAGGUGGCGAGAAGGGACAUCAUGACGAGGCCGCAGUACAUGGCAAGCAUUAUAAAGGAGGUAAAAGCUACAAGGGUGGUGAUCAUGGACACAAGAAGCACUUCAGCAAAGGAGAAGACAUCACUGGAUACCACAAGGUAUUCCACAAGGACGAGUUCAAGAAGGACCAUGACUUCUACGACGUUGCCGACAAGAGCGGGCACUUCAACAAGCAUGGACAUGAGAACGAGCAUCAUGGAUCCGAAGAAGGUGGCCACAAGGAGGGAGGUCAUCAUGACUCAGCGUCUAAGAAAGGAGAGUUCGGAAAAUCUGGAUUCCACGCCAAGGGUCACAUUAAUGAUGCUGAAGCGGGUCAUUCUGCUGAAGAUGGUCAUGAAAGUCACUAUCAUAACGAAGCUGAUUUCGGUAAGAAGGGAGGCAGUAGUCAUGGUAAGGAAUACGCUUUCGCUAAUGACGAUGACGAUGACGACGACGACGAUGAUAGCCAUUAUGAUGACAAGGAAUAAGUUCUGUCCUACCAUACGAUUGUUGUAAAUAUCUAAUAUUAUGUUGACUAUUUAAUUUUCGCAAUAAUUUUGUUAUGUUUGAUACACUCGAUGAUGAUGCUGUAAAUAUAAUUUUUUAACGCAAGCGAACGAAUAAAUGC
Messenger RNA from Spodoptera exigua (beet armyworm), 1189 nucleotides. The record is from the annotation of a GenBank genome assembly. Lineage: Eukaryota; Metazoa; Arthropoda; Insecta; Lepidoptera; Noctuidae.